AUGGCGAGUGCAACUGAGGUUUGUGGUUCUGUAUCAUUCUACCUGAUGGAAUUUGAAAAGUUACACAAUCUUGAAAAGAAAGUGAUGCCUGCUGCUGCUGGAAGUUCAUGGAAUCCUCCACCAGAUGAUAUAUAUAAGAUCAAUUGUUAUGGUUCUUUUGAUCCGAAUAAGAGAAUUGGAGGCUAUGGAUUUGUGGUAAGGAACAUGAAUGGAGAGGUUCUCGUGGCUGGGGCUGGGAACAUAUCUUAUGCUUCAUCGGCCUUGCAUACUGAAGCAAUUGCGGCCUACAAGAGUGUCCUCCAUGCAGCUCAACUAGGAAUGUCAAGAAUUAUCUUGGAGACGGAUUCCAUAGUGCUUGCUAAUGCUCUCAAAUCGCCAAAUUUAGAUCGAAGCAUUAUUGGUGCUCUGAUAGUUCAGAUACGAGACAUUAUGUAA
Messenger RNA from Miscanthus lutarioriparius, 435 nucleotides. NCBI's taxonomy places the organism in Eukaryota, Viridiplantae, Streptophyta, Magnoliopsida, Poales, Poaceae. The record is from the annotation of a GenBank genome assembly.